UAGCGCUGGACUAAUACAACCAAUACGGGUCUUGAGUAUGUGUUUGCGGACUUAGCCAGGACUGCGUGCGGCGUUUGUCGCGAGAUGUUGGGUACAUAGUCAGAGACCGGUAUCUUUUCGGGAUGUAAAUCCGUCCCAUUAUUCCGCCCAGAGAUUCGCCUUUUGUCCGACAUUUUGCGUGGCGACGUCGGUGCAGCGGCGAACCACUCUCACAUACCUUCGACAGAUUUGCGUAGCAGCGGCGGUGGCGGCGGGCUUCCGCCAUCCCAGCCGCGCCUCCCCGAACGCUCUCCCCCUCGACCAUGGCGGGCGCGCUCUCCCUGCGCGCGCGUUCCCCCGCGCUGCGUUGGUUCGUUCUAGCGGUGGUGCUGAAGCUGGCGGGGACGGCGGGGACGGCAACUUUGGAGUGCAGGGACGGCAGCGCCGAGAAAGCAGUGGUGGUGACGACAUUCCACUAUGACCAAGUCAGCUUCCCCGUCAACUUUUAUGUGCAACUCAUGCACCCUUAUGAGGUCUCCUUGACCAACACGUGUCAGCAGCGCGCCAUCUCUCGUCUUAGCAUCAACAUCGCCAGAAUCUACAAACACCCCUUCCUCCUCAUGCCCCGGGUGCAGUUGCUUGGAGGAGACGGAGAUGGGAACUAUCAGUUCAGGGUACGCCCUCCCCUGGGUGCACCCGACGACUCCGCGAUAAUCCCGCCAGGUGCCACUCUCAAGUUCAACACCACUGUGAUGCCCGGAAAAUCGUACAACAUCACUGUUAUCGCAGCCGCCUUCUCUUCUUAAGUCAUACUCCUCUUCUCUGGAUCCCCUGCCGUUGGUUACCGACCCGUAUCGGACACUUGGAGUACCGUAGUGGCAUUGUACGGUCCAGGCGUAUAGACUAUAGAGCCAGCACAACAUGCAAACGUAUUUUCAUCAGCAUGAACUGUGUCUCAGAGUUACAAAAUUGACUAAAAUGGAGGGUACAGGGUUAGUUUGUACCGUAUUCCCCCGGAUAAAACACCCAUGGGUGGCAACAAAUUUUGAUGCAAAAUUUAGUGGGGGUGUAAUUAGUGGCACUUUUUGUACAACGCCCGGGGGCUAUGGAAUGACA
This is a messenger RNA of Closterium sp. NIES-67, 1095 nucleotides long. The record is from the annotation of a GenBank genome assembly. NCBI's taxonomy places the organism in Eukaryota, Viridiplantae, Streptophyta, Zygnematophyceae, Desmidiales, Closteriaceae.